AUGGAUCAUAUAAUGGAGCAGCUAACACAGCAGAUGGCUACACUUAUGGAAAACCAGAAUCGGAGAAACCCUAAUCUGAAUUCUGACCUUGAUCGAGAGGAAACUGAAGAGGGGUCGGAAGGAGAGAAUUACUUUGCUGAUAUUCCACGAAGACAGCAAAGGGGCCCAAUCGAGGAAGACAGGCAGAGACGAGAGACGGGCAUUCGGACCGAUAUUCCCGAACUCCAAGGAGGCUUGCAGCCAGAAGAGUUUCUAGAUUGGCUAAGGACGAUAGAAGAGGUUUUGGAGUUCAAGGGGGUACCUGAGACUAAGCGGGUACAGCUUGUGGCGACUCGGUUGCGUGGUAGGGCGACGGCUUGGUGGCAGCAGGUGAAGCUUACCCAUAGCAGGAUGGGCAAACCUAAGAUCACGUCGUGGGAAAAGAUGAAGAAAAAGAUGAGGGUUACCUUUCUGCUCUAUAACUUUCAGAGGAUCAUGUACCAGCGCCUGCAAAACUUAAGGCAAGGCACUAGGUCGGUGGAUGAAUACACCAACGAGUUCUACCAGUUGGUUGCUCGUAACAAGCUUCAGGAAACCAAGGAUCAGCUGGUGGCGAGAUAUAUUGGCGAGCUGAAAGUGCAGCUACAGGACACGAUUAAUUUGUUCGACCCUGUUAACGUGUCUUCCGCCUAUCAGAGGACCCUGAUUGUCGAAAGACAGCAGAAGCAAGCGGGCAGCGGGAUGUUCAGUGGAGGUGUUACCGUUGUAGGAACCGGUGGGGCUGCCCGAGCUGGCAGUAGUAGUGUUGUUCCUCGACGUCCGACGAGGCCUGCCAAGAUUGGGCCGAGCAGUAGAGGGCCGAAAUGCUUCAAGUGUGGAGAGCCCGGGCAUCGACAAUCUGAAUGCAGAAAAGGGGAAAAAAGGGCGAUGUUUAUUGAAGAAGAAUUGUUUGAUGACGCAGUUUAUGUAGUUGGAGGCGAUGGAGAGGUCGAGUUUGACGAGGAGGAAGAGAUUGUGACAGGAGAUGGAGUGCCCAAUCUGGUGGUGAGGAGGUCGUGUAUGACCUCGAGAGCUGCGGACGAAGAAUGGCUGCGUAACAACAUCUUGCAGUCCACCUGCACCAUCGAAAAUAGAAUCUGUCGUUUCAUGAUAGACUCGGGCAGCUGCAAGAACAUCGUAUCUGCUGAGGCCGUACAGAAGUUGAGUCUGCGAAGUGAGCCACAUCCCAAACUGUAUAAGCUGGCAUGGCUGAAGAAAGGAGGUGAAGUGAGUGUGUCGAAGUGUGUGUUAGUUACCUUCUCUAUUGGCUCCCUGUAUAGAGACUCUAUGUGA
Messenger RNA from Punica granatum (pomegranate), 1311 nucleotides. Lineage: Eukaryota; Viridiplantae; Streptophyta; Magnoliopsida; Myrtales; Lythraceae. The record is from RefSeq and is a predicted model, not a curated record.